CUCGAAACUAUCAACUUGAGAUGUUGGAGGCGAGCAGAAAGCAGAACAUCAUAGUUGCGGUAUGCUCCUGUCUUGGUUUCAAUCCAAGAAUCCAUGCUAAAGACCCUAGAUGGAAACUGGUAGUGGAAAGACACCGAUAGCCGUGUUGCGAAUUAUGUCUGAGCUUGAAACUUGCAGCCCUGACAAGCUUAUAUGGUUCUUAGCCCCUACUGUUGCUUUGUGUCUUCAGCAGCAUGAGGUGAUAGCAUCACAGCUCCCAGCCGUGAAAACACGCACCCUCACUGGGUUGGAUAAAGUGGAGUUGUGGACAGAGCAGAUAAUUUGGGAUGCUGUCUUGAAGGACGUCCGGGUCGUUGUAUCGACUCAUGCUGUUCUGGCCGAUGCGCUGAGCCAUGGCUUUGUUAAAAUGUCUCAAUUGGCGCUUCUGAUCUUCGAUGAAGCUCAUCAUUGCAUGAGACGUCACCCAGCGAACAAGAUAAUGCAAGACUUUUAUCAUCCAGCUCUAUCAAAUUCCGGAAUUGAUGCAGUGCCACGUACCCUGGGGCUAACAGCAAGUCCUGCGGUUAGAUCGAAUACUCUAGAGAUGAUCACCCUGGAAUCCAAUCUUCACGCAGUCUGCAAGACACCCCGAAUGCAUAGACAGGAACUGCUGACAUAUACACACCGUCCCCAAUUAUGCCGUAUCUGGUUUGCACCAUUAGUCCCAGACGGUCUAGGGGAUGGGAGUCAAAUGUUGGGGCCCUUGCUACACGCACUGAGGACCUUGAACAUCGAGAAUGAUCCGUACGUCAAGAAGCUGAGAAAAAGUCCCUUUGAAGCAAAGGAACUACAAAAUGUACUUUCGACAGGCAAAACCUACUGCAAUGAGCAAUUGAGAAGGUUUGCCGAGCGAAGCGGUCACAUUUUUGAAGAACUGGGUGGCUGGGGUGCUGAUUACUUUAUCCAAGCGUCUAUUGAGCAGAUAAAAGCGUCAGUUAAUGAGCUUUCUGCAAUGGCAAAUUGGGACUACGAUGAGAAGAUCUAUUUGGCUGAGGUUCUAUCUCAGAUACCGAUGCCAAAUCUCCAAGUUGACUUUGCGGCUGGGGACCACUUUCCGAUGUCAUCGAAGCUCGAGUCAUUGAUUGCCUUCUUACGCCAUGAGAACGAAGUAGAAUUUUCAGGCCUCAUAUUCGCAAAACGAAGGGCAACUGUGAACAUACUCGCAAAAGUGCUCUCAAUUUAUCCCGGCACCAAGGAUCGCUUCCGAUGUGCUGCGUAUGUGGGAUGGUCGAGCGGCAAUAGCAAAGAUGUUAUAGGCGAGCUUCUCAGCAUGGACAUGCAGCGAGACACCUUGGCUGAAUUCCGCAGUGGAAGCAAGAACCUCAUCGUGGCUACGGAUGUGCUGGAGGAGGGUAUCGACAUCAGCGCAUGCAGCAUGGUGAUCUGCUAUGACAAACCACCCAACUUGAAAUCGUUCGUUCAACGCCGUGGACGUGCACGGCAGAGGCAGUCUACCUACGCAAUCAUGUUUCCCACGGAUGACGAGUCUCCCUAUCUAAACCAAUGGCAAGAGUUGGAAAAGGCCAUGAUCGAAGCGUAUCAGGAUGAUGAAAGGCGACUACGCGAGGCGUCGGAAUUAGAGAAUAUUGACGAAGACGUCAAAGAAAGACUCGCCGUGGAGUCUACAUGUGCCCUGUUAACAGAAGAUAGUGCAACCGGACACUUACACCAUUUCUGCGCCGUGCUGCCUCAACAACCAUAUGUCGAUAACAGGCCCGUAUUCUCUUUCGAGAACAAUUCUGAAGGAUUGGUAAAAGGGACCGUUAUUCUACCAAACUGUGUGCAUCCAAAAGUACGUCGUACUCGAGGUCAACGAUGGUGGCGCACAGAAAGGGCUGCUAUGAAGGAAACGGCAUUCCAGGCGUACAAAAGCCUAUACGAAUUCGGCCUCGUCAAUGAUAAUCUAUUACCACUGACCAAGAAACCAGAGCUCGGGAUACAUGACUUUGAAAGUUUGCCGUCAAUGGUGGAUGCAUCAGAACAAUAUGACCCAUGGGUGGAUUUGGCAUAUUCAUGGGCUACACCAAAUAUUCAUCAAUCUCGGAUAACCGUGCGGCAGAAUGGAUUCGCGGGUUCUUCAAGGCUAUCUAUGAUAUUGACGGGACCAACAAUUCUACCUGAUCUUGAACCAAUGACGCUUUAUUGGGAUAGCGAGACUACGUUCACCUUGUCUUUUGAGCCCGCACAGCAAGCGCCUAUGGUGACACCAGAAAGUGUCGAGUACAUGCGGAGAAUAACUGCUCUCUACAUCCAAGCAACCAAAUCGAAGAUAAACAACAUGGGAAACGAUUUUGUGGCGCUUUUUGGGCCAGAUUUGAGUCCAGACCAAUUGGGAAGUUGGCUCGAGACAAAUGGAGGCAACCAUACAGCUCUAGAAGCUUACACCAACGGAAGCAGCAGUCCCGUUCUCAUGGGAAUAGUUCGAGACCAGGGACGUUAUAAUGAGCCACUUAUUUUCAGAAGAUGGGUCGUCUCUGAGGAAAACCAAAACCCGUCGGCGCUUGAGUUGGAAUGCCACCGACUUCCACGCCGGCGGAAUCUUUUGCAUCGUCAGACUUUGGCCAAUCGACAGCAGUUUGAUGGUGCUGAUGAUGAAGCUCUCGAGCCGACGGCGAAAGUACGGAUUGUCUCUGCAAACCAAUGUACAAUUGAUAAACUUCCUUUUGCGAGUGCCAUUUUUGGCUUAUUUAUUUCGGUGAUUGUGGAUAGACUGGAGGUUCUUUUGGUCGCAGCUAGAUUGCGCGAGACUAUUCUAAAACCUAUUGGAUUCGCGAGCAUCGAUCAUGUUAUCACAGCAAUCACGGCCCCCUCCGCCCAGGGAUUGACAAAUUACCAGCGGUAUGAAUUUCUUGGUGAUUCAGUCCUCAAAUUUACUGUCUCAUGUCAGCUCUACUUUCAACAUCCAAACUGGCCUGAAGGUUAUCUUUCCGAAAAUCGAAAUGUGAUUGUGAAAAAUCCUCGUCUUGCUCGAGCGGCACUUGAUUUAGGCCUUGACGCCUUUAUCAUUGAAAGGAUGUUCACACCCCGCAAAUGGGCUGCGCCCUUGAUCUCAGAAAGAAUGGCACAAAAAGCCAGCCGACGAAAGAUGUCAAGAAAGGUACUGGCGGACGUUGUUGAGGCACUCAUCGGAGCAGCCUAUAUGGAUGGCGGCCAUCCAAAGGCACAGGCAUGCAUUCGUCGCUUUUUACCCGAGAUGAAGUUGCAAUCGUUGGAUAUUCAAACACCACACAAAGACCCCAACCCUCCACCUUUACACUAUACCACAAACGAAAGGCUGAAAGACCACAUAGGCUAUAGCUUCACGGACAAGUCGUUGCUCGUGGAAGCUCUCACCCACCCAUCAUGCGAAUAUGAUGCGCAUUCCCAGUCGUACCAGAGACUUGAAUUCCUCGGAGACGCAGUCCUUGACAUGGUCGUCGUCACUGCUAUCUUCCAGCACCCAGCCGAAGUCUCCCCAGGUGACAUGACUUUGAUCAAGCACGCCCUCGUCAACGCCAACCUGCUCGCCUUCCUGUGCAUGGAAAUCUCCAUUCCGGAAACAAGAACCGACGUUGAACAAGUACCCGAUGGACGCUUCGCAAUCAAGUCCGGCGAAGACUACCUCCAACUAUGGCGGUUCAUGAGAUGUCAAGGCCUGGAACUCAAGAAAGGCCGUGACGCAACACUUCAGCGGCACCACGCCCUGCGCGAUGAGAUAAUAUCCAGCCUGGAACAUGCAGAUUUCUACCCUUGGCAAGCACUUGCCCGUCUGGGCGCCGAUAAAUUCUUUUCAGAUAUCGUUGAAAGCGUUCUGGGUGCAAUUUUUGUCGAUUCCGGUGGUGAUCUUGCCGUGUGUGAGAUGUUUGUCGAACGCAUCGGACUGCUGCCUUAUCUGCGUCGUGUGCUAUCACAAGGAAUAAACAUGGCUCAUCCCAAGAACAUGGCGGAUCGUUUGUCCAAGGGUGAGGUCUUUUUCAAGGUUCAGCGGAUACAGCAUGACUCCAACAAUGCCAGCUACCAAUGCGUUGUCACGUUGAAUGAGGCUGUAAUCGUUCAUAUCGAGGGUUGUCUGACAGCCGAAGAUGCUGAAGUUACUGCGUCUAAUGAGGCUGUUAGGAUUUUGAUGGAGAUGAACCAGCAAAAUGGCAAUGCGCCGUGAUUUGCAGUUUGGAAGGUCAAGUCUGAUUUGGGGUCUCAUGCCACUGGAUAUGAAAUGAUGGAUUACUCAUGAUUGAUGAAGAAAUGACAAAGGCUAUGGAACGCAAUAUCUGUUGAAAUUUCCUGUUUUUAAAGAUAUACAAUUCGGGUAUCAAAAAAGCUCA
Molecule: messenger RNA, 4340 nt
Organism: Aspergillus wentii DTO 134E9
Lineage: Eukaryota; Fungi; Ascomycota; Eurotiomycetes; Eurotiales; Aspergillaceae
Product: putative RNA helicase/RNAse III
Exons: 6
Coding region: 110-4177 (1355 amino acids)
Biological process (GO): siRNA processing
Cellular component (GO): nucleus; cytoplasm; RISC complex
Molecular function (GO): ATP binding; ribonuclease III activity; RNA binding
Source: RefSeq, a predicted model, not a curated record